AUCUACUCCGCAAUUUCAUUCUUCACCGGUCACCAAUCAUGAUACCCUCAAAGCAUUCGAUAUCUCAUGGCUUUAAUCGUAUCGGAGCCAACUCUCUGACCCAAAUCAGGGUCCAUGGUCUAAGAAAUCUUCACUACAACCCCAACACAGUUACCGUGGCCCGAAGCGAGGAAGCCCACAGACGGGUCAUAGUAACACGUCGGCGACCACAUUGGAAUUAUCAACAGCGGACGUAUGCAUCUGAAGCGGGGGCUUCAAGGGUACUGCCAGGCUCUCCGAGAAAACCUCAUUUUGACAAAAUCCUUGUGGCAAACAGAGGAGAAAUUGCAUGUCGUGUCAUUCGAACGGCAAGGAAGCUUGGUAUACGAUGUGUCGCUGUAUACAGCGAGGCCGACCACGAUGCUCUACACGUCAAAAUGGCUGAUGAGGCUUAUUGCAUCGGGCCAGCACCUUCUUCCGAGAGUUAUCUCAAAAUGGACAAGAUAAUAGAUGUCUGUCAUUUGAGCGGAGCACAGGCUGUACAUCCUGGCUAUGGUUUCUUGAGUGAAAAUGCCAAAUUCGCGGAAAGACUAUCUGAAGAGGGAAUCGUGUUCAUUGGUCCACCUGCAAGUGCCAUAAUUAGUAUGGGCUCCAAGAGUGAGUCGAAGAACAUAAUGACAUCCGCUGGCGUACCGUGUGUUCCAGGAUAUCAUGGAGACAACCAGGAUCCAGAAUUUCUCUUUGAACAGGCGACUGAAAUCGGGUUCCCCGUACUUAUCAAAGCUAUCCAUGGCGGCGGUGGCAAAGGAAUGCGUACCGUUAUUGAAGCGACUCCUGACGCCUUUUAUGAGGCUCUUACCUCCGCCAAACGUGAAUCUCUAAAAUCAUUUGGAAAUGAUACAGUCCUAGUGGAGAAAUAUAUCCAACGUCCGCGACAUGUAGAAGUUCAAAUUUUUGCCGAUUCUAUGGGUGGCGCGAUCAGUUUAUGGGAAAGGGAUUGUUCAGUUCAAAGGAGGAAUCAGAAGAUUAUUGAAGAGGCACCAGCCCCAGGUCUAUCUGUUGAGCUCCGCGAAAGCCUUAGCGCCAAAGCUGUUGCAGCUGCCAGAGCUGUGAAAUAUGCUGGCGCAGGCACAGUAGAAUUUAUAUUCGACAAUGACACUCAAGACUUCUACUUUAUGGAAAUGAACACUCGGCUUCAAGUAGAGCAUCCAGUAACCGAAAUGGUGACCGGACUAGACCUUGUAGAAUGGCAAUUAGAGGUUGCGGCUGGCAACCCGUUAUCUUUAGACCAAUCUUCGGUUCCACUCGUCGGACAUGCAUUUGAGGCACGUAUUUAUGCAGAGAACCCUCGCAACAAUUUCCUUCCAGAUUCUGGACAGUUGCUAUACCUAUCGACCCCGACCCCGACAUUAACACUACCUCAGUCUUAUAAACCAUCGCCGACGUUGAUUUCAUCCAAUGUCGAGUCGGUCGCUCCUACCUUGGUGUCGUACGAAUCCGUGGCGCCCUCAGUCCGUUUGGAGCAGGGUUUUGCCCAAGGAUCGCAGAUUGGUGUUUACUAUGACCCCAUGAUCGCCAAACUCAUAGUUCAUGGAAAGGACCGAAGUGAGGCCUUGCGUAUGUUGCGAAAGGCGUUAGAUGAAUACCAUGUAGUCGGUGUCUCUACAAAUGUUGAAUUCUUGCGAACUUUAGCUGGAAAUCAAGCAUUCAUCGACGCAGAACUGGAAACUGGGUUUAUUCCUAAACAUUUCCACGAAUUGUUCCCACCAGUCACCGAAUCAGCCCCGGAGGUUCUUGCUCAGACAGCACUUUUUGUGGCCCUUCGUGACUACCCGAAACAGCAGACAUCUACUGCUCAGUCUCCCUGGACGUCAUUAGUCUCUCGGAGGUUCGGUGGUGAUGUGUAUGAACGUGUCAUCCAUCUUCAAGACGAUACUUCUACCGGUGAGGCUCAGCCUAUGGCCGUUCGGAUCAAAUCUCUGGUUGGAGGAUUGUUCGACGUCGAAGUUGAAACCUCCGGCACUCCAGUCAAAUUUUACGAUGUCUCAGCCAAACUUAUAUCCCCGACAUCACUUUCUAUCACCCUCAAUGAUAAACUCUCCAACAUAACCAUCGUUUCCCAACCUCCACCGCCCUCCAUCCCAGCUUCCCUUUCACAUAACACCAUGGAACGCUUACAUGUUUUCAGCGGAGAGCGUAAGACAACGUUAGUAAUCCCUACACCCCAGUGGCUUUUAAUGCAGGGAGGUGACGUUUUGAGCGCUGCGGCGGGAACUGGGGCAUUGAAGGCACCUAUGCCUAGUCUCGUGGUGGAGGUCAGAGUGAAAGUGGGUGAUAGGGUCGAGAAAGGGCAGGGUGUGAUUGUGUUAGAAAGUAUGAAGACAGAGACGGUUUUAAGAGCUGGAAUCUCGGGUAUCGUGAAGGUGAUUGGGUGUAAGAAUGGGGAAAUGGUGCAAGAAGGAAAGGAGCUUGUGAAUAUCGAGGCAGACGAGGAAACUAAACCCUGAACCUUGAACAAACAACAGACGUGGAUUGAUUUACGGAACCUGUAUACUACUGUAGCGUUGUAAAUAGUACCUCCAAUUAAGAGUAUUGAAGUUACGUAGGGAGAAGGC
This is a messenger RNA of Lentinula edodes (shiitake mushroom), 2594 nucleotides long. RefSeq names its product carbamoyl-phosphate synthase L chain, ATP binding domain-containing protein. Lineage: Eukaryota; Fungi; Basidiomycota; Agaricomycetes; Agaricales; Omphalotaceae. The coding region runs from base 39 to 2486 and encodes 815 amino acids. The record is from RefSeq and is a predicted model, not a curated record. Gene Ontology annotation, cellular component: mitochondrion. The transcript is spliced from 14 exons. Gene Ontology annotation, molecular function: metal ion binding; ATP binding; methylcrotonoyl-CoA carboxylase activity.